GUGGUGGCCAGGGGCCACCACACCAUCCUCAUUCGAGCCGGGGGUUCCGCAGUGGGCGUUGGCAGAAAUGAUGCUGGCCAGAUUGACAUACCCAGCCUGGAGGCAGACUGUGCCUAUGUGGAUGUGGCGGCUGCCGAGCACAACACCGUCUUGCUACGCAGUGACGGCCAUGUCCAGGCUUUCGGUGGGAACUACCAUGGCCAAUGCAACAUACCACCACUCCACCCGGGUGAGCGCUACACCCAGGUGGCCUGCGGCUACGGACAUAUUGUGCUGCUGAAGAACAGUGGCACGGUCGCGGCCUGCGGUACCAACAAAAAUGGCCAGUGUGACAUCCCUGCACUGGACGGCGGCACGACGUACACACAGGCUGCCGCGCUGGAGGGUGCUAGCCUUCUCCUCCGCAGUGACCAGCGCCUGGUUCUAUGCGGCGCCGGCGAUCUUUUUCCGCCGGAAAUUUUGGAGGAGAGGGCCGCGAAGGUGCGUGGCGGCCGCUCCCACGUGGUUUUACUACGGCCAGAUGGCAGUGCGGCAGCUUACGGGAGCAAUGGCCUGGGCCAGUGCAAUCUCCCGGCCCUCGAGGAGGGAAUCUACGUCGACGCCGCAGCGGGCGGCUACCACACGGUGCUCCUGACUAGCAGGGGCGAAGCUUUGGCUGUGGGCAGCAAUAGUUUCGGGCAGUGCGACAUUCCAAAGCUGGAGGGCGCGCUGACCUACACCAGCGUGGCAGCAGGCCAGAAGGUGACACUGCUGGUUCGCAGCGAUGGGUGCAUCGUGUCUUGUGGCCGGUACGGUGAUGAGCAGUACGAGCUCCCGGAACUGCCACCAGGUCUCUCGUACACCCGGGCGGCCGCCGGCACCUUCCACGCAGCCCUGCUCAGGAGCGAUGGCUGCGCCGUUCACGUUCCGACCGGCGAUAUGCUAAUUUUGAAGCAGUGGUCUGAAGCUUCAGGGAACGGCGUACCAAAGAAGUACGUGCCAAAUCCGGCCUUCCUACCCAUCGGUGGGCGGGUUUGCCAGCUGGAGCUCCGACCGAACGGAGACAAGAUCCGAGUUCAGUUAAUGAGCGUGUCGGGAGACCCCAUCACAGAGCUGGAUGUCGAGGCCAGCUGCACCAUGCGUGCUUUGCAAGCCUUGGCAGACCUGCAGUUGAACGAGGCCUGCCAGCUGAUCCUCCCCAUGGGGCGGUCGGUGCAGCAGUUUCGCUUCUGGGCAGCAGCCCUCGAACCACCUGCCUCGACUGGAUUG
Messenger RNA from Symbiodinium sp. CCMP2456, 1248 nucleotides. The record is from the annotation of a GenBank genome assembly. Lineage: Eukaryota; Dinophyceae; Suessiales; Symbiodiniaceae.